AUGAAGGAAAAAUAUGCUGAGGAAAAUGAAGCUAUUACUAUGGAAGUAACAGCGCAAACACAUUUGGAAAAGUAUGCGGAUAAGCAGAAGAAUGUCGAAAUUCCAUUGACGGGACCGGUAGUCGACGAAGGUGGUAAAUUUGGUGCUAGUGGUGGCGCUGAAGCUAAUGCCUCAGGCGAUGGUAAAGGUUAUCCUGAAAUUGCCGCUAUACCGCAUGAUCCCUACCCCCUACCUACUGUAGAUGAGGUUCUUGAUAAUCCGAGCAAAUUGUCAAGUCCUCCAGUAAAUAAAGAAAAACCUGGUGGUUUCGAGACAUAUGUUGAUAUUGUAGAGAUCGACAAAGGCACCUAA
Molecule: messenger RNA, 351 nt
Organism: Rhagoletis pomonella (apple maggot)
Lineage: Eukaryota; Metazoa; Arthropoda; Insecta; Diptera; Tephritidae
Exons: 5
Coding region: 1-351 (116 amino acids)
Source: RefSeq, a predicted model, not a curated record